GUUUAAGCGAAGCCUCAGUUCUGUUUUUUGCGCGGGAAAGACACAAACACCCAAUACAGCAGCAGCAGCAAACGCACCAAAGAAGAAGACAACGACGAUGCAGGUGAAGCUGUCUGCCGAUAAGCUGCAAGUGUUCGCGCGGGCGAUCCAGUGCCUGUCCAAGGUCGGGGAGGACUUGUACCUGGAGGGCACGCCGAGCCAGCUUGACUUGCGCAGCGUGAAUCAGUCACGGUCGGCGUUUGCGUGCGUCGUCUUCUCCCGCACGUUCUUCUCCAGCUUCACGCCUCCAGAUCCAGCGCUGUGUGGCGUGGAGCAACAGCAGCAAGGUGGCGCGGGAACCAGCAACAGCAACGCUGGCGACAACGCAUCGCAGGACACGCAAGACGACAGCGUUGCCGUGAUUCGCUGCAAGGUCUUGAACAAGUCGUGCCUUGGCGCCUUCAAAUCCCUCAACGCGCUGCACAAGAACGUGGACAACUGCGUCAUCACGCUGGACCCAGUGCGAGAGGCCAUCGUCUUCAAGCUCAAGUGCCACCACGGCAUCUGCAAGACGUACCAGCUCAAUAUGGACGACUGUGAUCCGCUCAACGCACUGUAUCGGGUGGACCAGUGCAAGAAUGUGCUGCAGGGCCCCGCGCACGUGCUGUCGGAGUGCUUGCUCAACUUCCAGCCGGGCCUGGAGGAGAUUUCCAUCGAUGUGUCCAGCCACACCAUGAGCGUGAGCAACGCCACAGAGCCCACGCUCUCCGGCCACAACGAGCUGCUGCGAACAGAGCUCACCAUCGACUAUGCAGAGUUUGCGGCCGCCAACAUCAAGCAGCCGUGCACCAUCACCUUCUGCCUCAAGGAGCUCAAGGCCUUCCUCGCCUUUGCAGAGAAGGCCGGCGAGCUGAUGCUGAUGCACUUUGACGGCCCCGGCGACCCGCUCAUCUUCAAGGCGCACGGCCGCGAGUUUGUGCUCGAUUUCGUCCUCGCCACACUUGCCCCAGAGAUUGAGGAUGACUCACGCGCGACACAGAUGAGCUCGCAGGCGUCCAUCCGGACGCCAAUGCGCACGCCGGCCUCCCAGCACCAGCACACCCACUCCCACCACCGCCGUCGCCGCCCCUACCACCACCACCACCACCACCAUCACGACCACUCACAGCAGCAGCAGCAGCAGCAGCAGGAGAACCAAGCGUCGCCUGCACGUGGCGGUGCUGCGCCAUCCAUGCACACAACACCGCGUCCCCCCCACCACCACCACCACCAUCCCCACCACCACCAUCAUCGUGACCAUAGUCGCAGCGCUUCGCAAGCGGGGACGCCGGCCGCUGCCCGCGCAGUCACGCCCGCCAGCGAACCAGCACACACGCACGCGCAACCUCAGCAGCAUCAGGAACACACUCAACAACAGCAACAACAGCAACAGCAACAAAAGCAACAGCAACAGCAACAGCAACAGCAACAACAGCAGCGGUACCCGCCCAAGACGCCGCCAACAACCCGCCUUGGCGCAACGGCAGCAGCAACAACGCCGUCGCUGCUGCAGUCUGCGCGAGCGGCGGCAUUGCAUGAUGGCUCGUUUCUUGCAUCGCCACCACCGCCCUCCUCAGCGCACGCGCCGUCACCAGCCGCCUUUAGCCACCCGUGCAGCCCCGUCUUCAGCAUGCCAUCCGUUGGCGAGUCGCCUGCGGGACUGCGACGAACGCGGCGGCGGGUGGCGAUGGACACGGGCGCAGACACACACACCCCACACACCCCACAACAACAGCAACAACAGCAACAACAGCAGCAGCAGCAGCGAGGUGAUGAGGAUGCGAUGGUGGUUGAUGUGACGACGGCGAGCAAGGAGGAGGAGGUGAGCCAGGACAUUGUGGCCGGCGUGGAGGACACGACCGACACCAACGCCACGCGGGAGAGCGGAGAAUUGGGCCAAUCGAUGGAGAUGGACGAUGAUGAGGAGUCGCAGCCGCAGGCAAACAAAUACCGCUCCAUGCUCGCAGGCCACGGCCCACUGCUGCUGGCGCCAGACACCGACGACGAAGACGACGACGCAGACGAGGAGUGAACAGGACGUGCUCGUGUGUAUGUGUGUAUGUAUGUGUGUGUGUGUGUGUGUGUGUGUGUGCGUAUUGUGUGUCUCUCUGUGUGGUUUCCAUUGGCU
Salpingoeca rosetta is the source of this 2146-nucleotide messenger RNA. RefSeq lists its product as uncharacterized. Bases 98 to 2050 code for a protein of 650 amino acids. Gene Ontology annotation, biological process: DNA repair; DNA replication checkpoint signaling; cellular response to ionizing radiation. The transcript has 8 exons. NCBI's taxonomy places the organism in Eukaryota, Choanoflagellata, Craspedida, Salpingoecidae. The record is from RefSeq and is a predicted model, not a curated record. Gene Ontology annotation, cellular component: checkpoint clamp complex.